Messenger RNA from Fusarium venenatum, 2418 nucleotides. RefSeq names its product heterokaryon incompatibility protein-domain-containing protein. The record is from RefSeq and is a predicted model, not a curated record. NCBI's taxonomy places the organism in Eukaryota, Fungi, Ascomycota, Sordariomycetes, Hypocreales, Nectriaceae.
AUGUCGUCACCUGCCGAGUUUGUCGCAGUCGAAAACGUCAAAAACACUCAAGACGACGAACAGCCUAUUCCUGCCACUGAGUGCGACAUGUGCUCGAAAAUCCUCCAAGUCUUCCAUGGCCCUGCAUAUCUAGGGAAAGAAAAUGAGGAUGUUCAAGUCAUCAGAUUGGGAAAAAUUGCCCUCCUCCUCGAAGUCAAAUGUCCGCAUACAACUUGGCUCAGAGAUAAAGACUUUGUAAACGGCCCUGUUCCUUGUUACGAAACGCAUGAUCUCCUUUUCCAUAGGUGGGCGCGACAUCCCCGGGGUUUUUUCGGUGUUUCCUACCGAAGAAACGAUUGUCCAAAUUGGAGUAUAACUCACUCUUCUGAGUUGGUGUUUCGACCUGAGAUACCUGAGCAUCCCGGGACUGUUCGGAUUCUGGAUGAGAGCUGGAUCGACAUAAAUCUCGUCAAAGAAUGGCCCUCCCGGUGCAUCCAAAUCCACGGAGAGAGGUGUAACAAGACUGUUGGGGAUGUUCCGCCUUUCAAACCUGGACUCCUGAUCGAUGUAAUCCAAGGCUGUAUCGCAGAGUGCCAGGAGGCAAGACCCAGGUUUAUUACCUUAUCUUAUACUUGGGGGGAAAGCAAGAAUCUUCGUGUUGCGAAAUCUAAUCUCGAAGAACUUCAAAAACCGGGCGCGUUAAGAUCCAAAAGUAUUGCCAUGCAGCUACCUGCAACCAUCCUGGGCGCUAUUGAACUUACAAGAGCUAUGGAUGUCAGGUGGUUGUGGGUUGACAGUUUGUGCGUUCCACAAGACGACGAUAUAAGCCUACAGCGUGACCUAGCAGCCAUGCAUCUUAUCUAUGCGACUUCGUUCCUCACCAUCAUCGCUGCUGAUGGUGAAGAUGCAGAGUAUGGUCUGAGAGGCUUACGAGGAAUCUCAAAGCCGAGAGUCAUUGACCAAAGGGUCGAGCCACUUGCUCAAGGGGAGAGACUUGUCUACUGGCCGAGGGAAUGGAGCGGUAAAGAUGGCACGAAAGGGCUCAUGUAUCACCAUCGCAUGUGGACUUCUCAAGAACACCACUUUUCCAAAAGACGACUAAUUUUCGAAAACGGACAGGCCACUUGGCAGUGUAAUCACGCCGAGUGGACCGAGGACCACCUCUAUAACCCAGAACAUGAAAGAAUACAGAAGAAACCGACUGAAGGUUACAUUGGACAUGAAGCCUAUUUGAAAGUGCCGAGUUUAGAUCGUCUAAGCGACCUUGUCGGAGGAUUCAACUGGAAGACUUUGCGCUUGGGAGAAGAUGUGUAUAACGCCUUCUCGGGAUAUAACACAUAUCUAAACAGUAUAUUUCCUCACGGUCUGGUAUACGGCCACCCCGAACUAUUUUUUGAUAUAUCGCUAUGCUGGAAACCGAGCGGUUGUGUCCGAAGAAGAACAGUCUCGGCACGAUAUAUCGGGGAUCCGCUACGUACUGGACUGCCUAGCUGGUCGUGGAUGGGUUGGGAAGGGCAAAUACAAUUUCCCGACGAUGGCGAAGGUGAAAUAAAUAUUCUCGGCGAAAUGGGUUUCACCGAAGCUGUCACCGAUUGGUACGCUAUGGAGUAUCCUGGAUCAUCCCAAAAACAACCCAUCCAUUCUCAAUGGAGCCAGUGUAGAAAUGCACCUGCUGGAUCGAUGAAUGAAGUAUGGCGAUGCGAAGAAUUCAAGCCUCCAGGAAUUGACUACAACAAAAUGCGAGUCCAAGAUGAUUAUUCUAUAGAGCCUGAGUCGAUGCCAAAGGAGAUACCGCACCAUAUAUACCAUUGUUCUCUUGGUGGUACUCCGGUAUCGACGGCGCGAUGGUAUCCCGUACCUUUGAACUUAGAUAAAUCAGACGAGUCAGAAGCCGGGCUGCACAGCGGGUUUCAGUACCUAUGGUGCCAAACAUUUCGCGCAUAUCUCACAGUCACUCAAGAUAUUAUUGCAAGUAACGUGGAUCAAAAGUUUCACCUACUCAAAGGUCAGAGUGGCAUUGUGGUAGGAGCAUUGCUUCUCCAUGACGAAGACGAUGGAAAAUUGUUCCAGCAAGAAACACGGGUCGAGCUUAUAGCGAUUGCCAAAGGCUGGACGGUCGUUCUGAGUUGUUACGGCGCCUAUAACUCUAUGGAAAAUGAGAUUGAGACCGAGUCAGAAUCGGAAGACGAAAAAACGGUGACAGAAUCCUUGAAUAAUCUACAGAUGGAAGAAUGCGAUGUUCCGAGGAUACUAAAGCAGGACCCUAUUCCGUGGAUGGAAACGUGGAACGAUGCCAAGAUGGAUAAGCAAGACUGCUAUCAUGUACUUUGGAUCGAAUGGAAGGAUGGGGUGGCUUACAGAAAGUCCUCUGGUUUUGUACUAGAGGAAGAGUGGGAAAAGGUGGCAGAAGCCAAUAAAGUCGACAUAACUCUGGGCUGA